Camelina sativa (false flax) is the source of this 1318-nucleotide messenger RNA. The record is from RefSeq and is a predicted model, not a curated record. Lineage: Eukaryota; Viridiplantae; Streptophyta; Magnoliopsida; Brassicales; Brassicaceae.
UCGAUUUCUCUCUUUAGGUCUUCUACGGCGAAUCCUUGACGUGAUCGCAAUGAUCUCGCCGUGUUUUCCUGUUUCUUGUGAAUCCGUUUCUUUCGAUCAUAUCCGAAUCNUUUUUUUUUUUUUUUUUUUUUCUUCGAUCUAUGUUGAUUUGAUAUCGCGAAUCGUGUGUGAUCUCUCUCUCUCUCUCUCGUCGUUUCGUUUCAUUUCGUUUUUGUUCCUUGUUUAGAUUCCUGAUUCAACCAUGUGUGUGUGUGAAAAGCCCUAAGAAUCGAUGCCUUAGGGUUCCGUUGUUCGUUUGCGUAGUUUGAUUUUGAUCUGUAUCGUGGCCGUCGUCGCGAAGAGUCUUAAGAUUAGUUGAUUGUAUUAUCAGCGAGUUGUUUUAUGGCAUCAUGAUUCAUAGAUUAGGUCAUGUUUCUUAUUGAUUUGGAUUGGACUGGAAUCGAUUUUUGCCAAUUAGGAAAAUUUAAUUGCUAGUGUAGAUUGAUUUGAUUCGUUUCUUUCGUUUGUUGAAUAAUUGCUCUAGCAAUGAAGUCAGGAGGAUCAUCUACGUUGAAUCCAUACGCUGCAUCUUAUGUACCACUCUCCAAAAGAGAAGGUUCUUUGGUUGGUGGUGGUGGUGCUGCUAAGCCGUCUGCAUACCAUCAUCAUCAAGUGCAGCAGCAACCUCAUCAUGUAGCUCAAGGUUAUGGAGUCCAAGGAAUGGGGGGAAGUUAUCCGAGUCCUCAAGUGUCCUCCUUGCCUAAGAAAGCUUCUGACAUGGUUUACAAUCAGCAGAUGAAGGAUGAGGAUUUGGAGAUGGACAUGGAUAUUGAGUUCCUUUUAGUCACUUUCUCUGGUCUCUCACAUGAGUCUAUCAAUGAUGUGUACUUGGCUAACAACUGUGAUCUUGAUGCAACUAUCGAAAUGCUAAACCAGCUCGAGAUUUACAGUACUGAAGCUCAGGAGUACCUCCCUGACACAUUGGACAUUGGCGAUGUACCUGAAACCAUCACCGAGCCUUCAACCUCGACAGCUUCGAAACUAAAGAAUGAAGCGAGUGCGUCGUCCUCGGGUAUCCACAACGCUCGUGUAUCCUCCUCCUGAUUUGAUGAGUCCUUAAAAAUGUGAAGUUUCUUGCAAAUGGAUGAUGAUAUUCUUAGGAGAUCUCUUUCUAUAUUUCUCCCCACUUUGUUUCUGGGGGAAAAGAGAGUACAAUGUAUAGUUUCCUCAGUUUGAGAAUUGGGAUUUGUUUUUUUCUGUGGUUUUAAGAAAAAGCUUCGAAUCAACGUUCUGCUCUUUUGGCCAUUAAUAUCGAAUCAGUGAUAUGUUACUAAUGGUA